UUCACUCCAGGCUCGUUCUCAGGUAGGGAUCAGUGGGAAUGGGGAAGAAGCGGAAGCAUGAGGGGGCUUCAGAAGCUCCAAAGAAGGAGGAAACCGCCCCAUUGAGACCCCAGCGGACUCUUACAGGAUGGAAAGAGGGGAGAGUUGAGAAGCAGAAUGAUUCUCCGGUCUUUAGAAACAAAGAGAAGGUUCUCGUUACAUGCUCAAGGCGAAUAACUUAUAGGUAUCGACAUUUGAUGUUGAAUGUGGUGUCUCUUCUUCGUCACUGCAAGAAAGAUAGCAAGGUCGAAUCUAAAGAGAGCAAAGGGGCUACCCUUAAUGAGCUGGUUGAGCUCAGGAACUGCUCCAGCUGCUUGUUUUUUGAGUGCAGAAAGCAGAAAGAUCUUUACCUCUGGAUGGCCAAGUGCCCAAGUGGACCAUCUGUCAAAUUCUUGGUUAAUGCUGUGCACACGAUGGAGGAAUUGAAGCUUACUGGGAAUCACUUAAAAGGAUCUCGCCCAAUCUUAACAUUUUCCACAAAUUUUGAUAAGGAGCCUUACUGGAAGCUUUUAAAGGAGAUCAUAGUACAGAUAUUUGGGACACCGAAAGAUCACAGAAAAGCUAAACCUUUCCACGACCAUGUCUUUGUUUUUUCAAUUGUCGAUGAUCACAUAUGGUUUCGGAAUUAUCAGAUUUCUGUUCCUCACAAUGAAACAGAUAAAGUGGACCGUGGAGGCUUAGACAAAAUGACACUUGUAGAGGUUGGUCCAAGAUUUUGUUUGAAUCCAAUCAAGAUAUUUGCGGGCAGUUUUGGUGGGCCGACAUUGUAUGAGAACCCGUUUUAUGUAUCACCUAACCAGAUUCGGGCACUUGAGAAGAGGAAAAAGGCUGGAAAGUAUGCAAAGAAGGUCAAGGCCAAGACAAGGAGGAAGAUGCAUGAAAUGUCAAAUCCUUUGGAACCUGACGAGUUUGCAGACAUGUGGAAGGAAUGAAGUUUGCCUGCCUUUGUUUCUGCCGAACCUACAGAACAUGUAUGCAUAUGAAAAGCAGAAUUUUGGUUAUGCUCCUGCUUUUCAAUUCCUGGAAGUAGAAAAAGUGAAGGCUGUGAUACAUGUUUUCUCUGAACCAGGGAUUAAAUCCAUCAGGUGGUGUGGAAUUAUAAGAUGAUUUUUAUUUUUGGAUAGAUAAAACUAUCAACUGGUGUUUGUGAUUAAGGAACCAGAGCCAGACGUUCCACUUUAUUCAUGGAGGCUGUUCCGUGGUAGUGCUGUAGUACAUCCAUGAGUAUAUUUCUAUUCGAGCAAAUUGUUUUCCACA
Molecule: messenger RNA, 1296 nt
Organism: Elaeis guineensis (African oil palm)
Lineage: Eukaryota; Viridiplantae; Streptophyta; Magnoliopsida; Arecales; Arecaceae
Source: RefSeq, a predicted model, not a curated record